This is a messenger RNA of Odocoileus virginianus texanus, 1056 nucleotides long. The record is from RefSeq and is a predicted model, not a curated record. NCBI's taxonomy places the organism in Eukaryota, Metazoa, Chordata, Mammalia, Artiodactyla, Cervidae.
AGUUUGAAUGGUAGCAUUUCAGGUACACAAGGGACUAUUAUAUAAUUCACUGCUUAAUGUAGGAGUCUUUUGUUUCAUAUCAUUUCAGAUCACCCUUCCAAAUUACCACCUCCUGGUGACUACAUCAUGGCUAAAACACACAAUGUGACAGAAUUUAUUUUCCUGGGACUUUUUUCCAAUCAGCUGGUACAGAAAGUCUGCUUUGUGAUAUUUCUGCUCCUGUAUGUUGCCAUCGUGCUGGGGAAUUUCCUCAUUGUCCUCACUGUCAUGAGCAGCAGAAGCCUCGGCUCCCCCAUGUACUUCUUCCUCAGCUACCUGUCCUUUGUGGAGAUCUGCUACGCCUCGACGACAGCCCCCAGACUCAUCUCAGAUCUUCUGGCUGAAAGGAAAGCCAUAUCUCUGUGGGGCUGCAUGUCACAGGUUUUCUUUAUCCACUUGUUUGGUGGCACUGAGGCUUUCCUGCUCACCGUGAUGGCCUAUGACCGCUACGUGGCCAUCUGCAAGCCCCUCAGCUACACCACCAUCAUGAACCGGCAGGCGUGUGCCUUCCUGGUGGGCGCAGCAUGGGUGGGGGGCUUCGUGCAUUCCUUGGCCCAAAUCCUUCUCGUCUUCCGCUUGCCCUUCUGUGGCCCCAAUGUGAUCGACCACUAUUUCUGUGAUGUGCUUCCCUUGCUCAAACUUGCCUGCUCUGACACCUUCCUCAUUGGUCUUCUGAUCGUUGCCAACGGGGGGACCCUGUCUGUGAUCAGCUUCGUGGUCCUCUUAGCCUCCUAUGUGGUCAUCUUGCUCCAUCUGAGGACUCGGAGCUCCGAGGGGUGGCGCAAGGCCCUGUCCACCUGUGGGUCCCACAUCACCGUGGUCACCUUGUUCUUUGGGCCCUGCGUCUUCAUCUAUCUGAGACCUUCCGCCACCCUGUCUGUGGACAAGAUGGUGGCCGUGUUCUACACGGUGAUCACCCCACUGCUCAACCCCGUCAUCUACUCCCUGAGAAAUGCUGAAGUGAAGAAGGCCAUGGAGAGGCUGUGGGUCAGAGCAAUGAAGCUCGAAGAGAAAUAG